Gekko japonicus is the source of this 2972-nucleotide messenger RNA. It is a transcript of the gene SORCS2, whose product is annotated as sortilin-related VPS10 domain containing receptor 2. Gene Ontology annotation, molecular function: protein binding. The transcript has 25 exons. Lineage: Eukaryota; Metazoa; Chordata; Lepidosauria; Squamata; Gekkonidae. The record is from RefSeq and is a predicted model, not a curated record. The annotation marks the transcript as partial. Gene Ontology annotation, cellular component: membrane.
AUAAUUCUUGUAAGUUCCUCCCAAAGUGACCGGGACCAGAGUCUUUUUAUUAGCACAGACGAAGGAGCUACUUUUCAAAAGCAGCCCAUCGAUUUCUUUGUGGAAACACUGAUUUUUCAUCCCAAGCAGGAAGACAAAGUGCUUGCCUUCACUAAAGACGAACAGCUCUAUGUAUCGACUGACUUGGGGAUCCAAUGGACUCUUCUUCAGGAUCACGUCUCAAAAGAUCAUAUUUUUUGGUCUGUUGAUGGAGUUGACCAAGACCCUAAUUUAAUUUACAUGGAAAUCCAGGAUGCUGAUGGAGAUUUUCGCUACGUGGUCUGUCCUUCUCACAACUGCUCUGGUGAACAGCUGGGAGCCCCGUUCCUUGGCCACAUCGACCGCAACUCCUUGACAGUGCAGGAUGACUACAUAUUCCUUCAGACAUCAUCAGCCAAUCAAACAAAAUAUUAUGUGUCUUACCGUCGGAAUGAAUUUGUACAGAUGAAACUGCCAAAAUAUGCAUUACCCAAGGAUUUACAAAUUAUUAGCACUGACGAGAGCCAGGUCUUUGUGGCUGUCCAGGAAUGGUAUCAGACGGACACCUACAACCUCUACCAGUCUGACGCUCAGGGUGUCUCCUACUCAAUCGUGCUGGAAAAUGUCAGGAGCACUAAGCAGCCCGAAGAGAAUGUACUGAUAGAUAUUCUGGAGGUUAGAGGCGUCAAAGGAGUCUUCUUGGCCAAUCAAAAAAUUGACGGGAAAGUGACCACUCUUAUAACAUUCAACAAGGGCCGUGACUGGGAUUUCCUCAUUCCUCCUGCUGCUGAUAUGAAUGGCAAACCCACCCACUGCAGGCCACCCGACUGCCAUCUCCACCUUCACCUCCGCUGGCCGGACAACCCCUAUGUGUCAGGAAUGGUUCAUACCAAGGAUACAGCACCGGGACUCAUAAUGGGGGCAGGAAAUCUGGGUUCCCAGCUUGUUGAGUAUAAAGAAGAAAUGUAUGUAACGUCUGACUGUGGCAAAACCUGGAGACAGGUGUUUGAAGAGGAGCAUCACAUCUUGUACCUGGAUCACGGUGGAGUGAUUGUGGCUAUCAAGGACACUUCUAUUCCACUGAAAAUACUCAAGUUCAGCGUUGACGAAGGUCAAACUUGGAGCACUCAUAACUUCACCAGUACAUCAGUUUUUGUGGACGGGCUCCUCAGCGAACCUGGUGACGAGACAUUAGUCAUGACCGUAUGUGGUGACCGCUGCAUCAUGGGUCAGCAGAGGAGUUUUCGGAAGAGGAAGAGUUCGUCGUGGUGCAUAAAAGGGAGAAGCUUUAUGUCAGCACUCACUUCUAAAGUUUGUGAGUGUCGCCAUUCUGAUUUCUUAUGUGAUUAUGGGUUUGAGCGUUCAGCGCUGCUAAAAUCUGAGUCUAGCACAUGCUUUGCUGACUUUUGGUUUCACCCAGAAAUGCCUCCUGAAGACUGUCUGUUAGGACACGAAUACAGAAGCAGCACAGGGUAUCGCAAAGUUAUCUCUAACGUGUGUGAGGGUGGUGUGGAUUUACAGCAAAACGUGUCUCGACACCCGUGUCCGGUCACCGCUCCCAAACGAUUGCAGAUCAGCGUCAAAGGGGACAGCCUGGCAGUUAAGCCGGGAGAAAGUGUCUCCUUCAUUGUCCAACAAGAUCAGGGAGAUAUUGUAAAUACGAAAUACCAAGUGGACCAUGGAGACGGCUUUAAGGCCAUGUACGUGAACCUCACACUGGCAGAUGAGCCCAUUCAACACCGCUAUGAGAAUCCCGGGGUUUACCGUGCUUCGGUGACAGCAGAGAACGCAGCAGGCCGAGAGGAGGCAGUUGUGUUUGUUCAGGUUCACUCUCCAUUACAGGCUUUACAUCUCGAAGUUGUUCCCGUCGUUGGCAGAAAUCAGGAGGUGAACCUGACAGCCGUUACCCUGCCAAGGAACCCAAACUUCACGCUAUUUUACUGGUGGAUUGGAGACAGCCUUCAGCCACACCUUUCAUUGGAGAGCUUCCUGGUGACUACUUUCACAGAGAUCGGGGAAGUCAGAGUGACAGUUCAGGCUUCCCGUGGGAACUCCAUGCUCCAGGAUUCCAAGGUUAUCCAAGUUUUGGAUCAUUUUCCAGCCCUUCGCUUAAGGUUUUCCGAGUAUCUGGAUUUGUACAACCCAAACAUACCUGCUUGGCGAGAGGACAUCGGCCUUGUCGUAACGCAGCGGAUUGCAAAGGAGACAAACAUACCUGAGGAAAAUCUUGUGACUGUGGUAAGGCCUGGGUUGCCCACCACAGCGGACUUAUACGUGCUCCAGUCUCUGAACCACCCCAAAAAGAAAAGAACUAUAUCUAGCAAUAAGAGAAUAGCUGCAAUUAAGCAGUCCUUGGAGGCCCAAAACAUCAGCUUCUUCUUGAGAGAAGGGCACUGGAUCUUGGUGACCUUGGACAGCUCUGAUUCAGAUUCACAGGCUCUUGGAGGAGGCGGAGGAUAUUGGGUGAUCGUAGCCCUUUUCGUGAUCUCUCUAGUGGUUGUAGGCGCUAUCGUUCUAUACAAGUUUAAAAGGAAAUUGCCAGGCAGAAACGUCUAUGCUCAGAUGCAGAACGAAAAAGAGCAGGAAAUGACCAGCCCUGUGAACCGCAGGGAAGACACCCAAAAUAUCAUCCAGGGGGAGGAGUCUGGCGUGGUUCUGAGCAUUAAUUCCAGGGAGAUGCACAGCUACCUGGUUACCUGAUGUUCACAACCGAAUACCUAGACAAGACUCUUCUUCCACUGGGUCCCUCCUUUUCCCUCCGAAGAUGUAACUAUGGGUGGGAAAGAAGAUCCUUAAAUUGUCUUGAAGACAGAUGCAGCCGUGUGCCCCUUGGAAGAGAGGGAGAUCAUACAUCAUGGCUGAUGACUUUUUUCUUACACCUCAAACUAAGAUAGCAGAUCUGUAGCCCUAGACACACUUGCAAGCCCCCUUUUCUGUCUCCCCCUGCCCCUUUA